AUGUCUGUCAAGCUGGAGGCGUCGCCGGCGGAGUCGUUCCUAUCUGCUCCCGGUGAGGUGUACUCGUCCCUCUUCUCACAAGCAUCCGCCUCGCCAUCAGCACCCGCAACCCCACACAGUCUGGAUGGCGCAGACGUGUCUGUCAUCGACGAGGAUGAGCACCGGGAGAAGUCGGUCUCGUUUGACCUGGACGACGCGGGAGUGACCAAGACGGAAGACUCUCCGGUCACAGAGAAGAAGACAAAGAAGCGGAAGUCAUGGGGCCAGGUACUGCCCGAGCCCAAGACCAACCUGCCGCCACGAAAACGUGCAAAGACCGAAGACGAAAAGGAGCAGCGGCGUGUGGAACGGGUUCUGCGGAACCGCCGUGCCGCCCAGUCGUCUCGUGAGCGCAAGCGGCUUGAGGUCGAGGCCCUCGAGGAGCGCAACAAGGAGCUAGAGGCGCUCCUGCUCAACGCCCAGAAGGAGAACCUGAUGCUGUAUCAGCGGCUGACCCAGGCCGAGGGCAAGUCGGUCGUGAUGACGUCUAGCCGGAGCACGCCCGUCACGCUCUCGCAGGAGCUCUUCAGCUCGCAGGACGGCCACGCCUCGCUUCUCGGUGGCGGUUUUAUGUCUCCACAAGACGCAAACACAAUCGACCCCGUCUCGCUCUCGCCGCCGCUCAACCCGGUUCGCGAUACGACCGACAACGACGGCCACGGGGCGACGGAACAGCAGCCGGUGCCGCUCUCGCUGCCACAACCGAUCCACCAGCAGCAGCUGCUCCAAGACCUGGCCCAGCCAGCAGCCGACGUCGCCGCUCUGGCGUCGUCCCUCCUUGGGCCCUCCCCCGACAAGACACAACGUCCUGCUGCGACGCUGUGCCCAGACCUGCAGUGUCUGUCGGCGGAGGUGUCCCCGGGCUGGACGAUGCCGCAGCCGUUGACGCUGGCGCACACGGCCUUGCUCUGCCAGCUGAUGCUGACCUCUCUCUCUACGAUGACUCUCUUGGCUUUCCGGCAUCCUCUGACCCUGAUAGCUUUGUCCUUGAAGCAGGGUUUCUCGAUUCCCCCGACUCGGGCAGUUCUGAAUUCAAUUAUCUGGUUGACAACGAGGCCCUACCGCCACUCCUCGGCGCAGGCUUCGACAUCAACGACUUCCUCAAUGCGGACGGGGCGCAGCAGUCAUCCGGCUACGACGUCCUCGUCGGCAGCUGCGGCCUUGUCCCGGCCGAGCCGUCUUUCUUCGACCCUGAGACUGAAGGUGCUUCGGAAGAUUCUGACCAGCAACCCCAUGCUGGCGCGUCCUCUAGUGGAUGCGACGAUGCGGGUAUUGCGGUUGGUGUGUUCUGAGAAGCCACUUGACGUUGUACGGGUUGGUGGAGAGGCUGGCGCGGCUGGGAUGCGGCUUGCGCAGCUGUCGGCGGACGGCGCGGCGGACGGCGCCUGGCCUUGGCCGGGCGGCCGGGCCACGCUUCCGUCCAAGGAGGCACUGAUCACGUUGCUCUGGACGCUGCGGGUUUACGAGAAGCGCGGCGUUCGGACUUCGCUGGGAGCGAGUACCACUACCACCACCACAAUCGGACAAGUCAAGGAGUGUUGGAGCAAGCAGCCUUUAACAAAGGGAUUGCCCGGAUGGAAGCGACGCAGAGAUGUACGCGGAGAGAGCCGGGCGCUUGGUGGUGACAAACACCGGCGGCUGAACUAG
Molecule: messenger RNA, 1686 nt
Organism: Grosmannia clavigera kw1407
Lineage: Eukaryota; Fungi; Ascomycota; Sordariomycetes; Ophiostomatales; Ophiostomataceae
Product: bzip transcription factor
Exons: 1
Coding region: 1-1686 (561 amino acids)
Biological process (GO): positive regulation of transcription by RNA polymerase II
Molecular function (GO): DNA-binding transcription factor activity, RNA polymerase II-specific
Source: RefSeq, a predicted model, not a curated record